AUGCCAUUCGAUUCCUUACUUCUCCAUGCAACAAUUCUCUCAAGAUUGGAUGAAUCCAACGAAAAAGUUCUAAUGAUUCACUAUCGUGAUACUGCUAAAAAGUAUCGUCAUCUUGUGAGAAGAAUUUCAUUCGAAGAUAAUAAUGGGAAACUUGUUGGAAAAUUGGGAAAGUGUGAAUUGCUUAAUUAUUUCAAACAUUUCAAUGAAAAAGUGAGAAUUAUUUCACAUUGUAGAGUCAGUGAAACAUGCUACCUUUACAAAAUUGUUUCAAAUCAUGAUUGUGAUACACAAUUACAUUUCAAAUCGGUUAAAGAAUUUUCAAAGCAUACUCAAUGGAUCUUAAUUGAUCUGGAAAGCCGUAUUGUUAGUGAAAUUGAACCAUAUUAUGCUAAACUCCUUCCUUCAAGUAUUCCAAAUGAGUCAAUUGCAAUUGAUGAGGAUGGAUUCAUCCAAAAACCAAAACGAAAAAAGUAUUUCGCCAUUAGAAAUAGAAAGGAGCAACACAUUUCGACUGUGGGUUUUUGUGACUUUGCAAGAAUCAGUCUUUCCUCCUUUACUCCAUUCCCCUAUUCCUCUUCGAAUUCAUCACUGGUUAAUGUACUUUGUACUGUGAUGGUUACUGAGACGACAACUCGUCACAAGAAAUUCACGAAUGAGAAUUCUGUUGUUUUCAUUAAUUAUCAAUUCAAACUUUUGAAAGGAGGAUGGAAGGAUUUGUUUGAAAAAACAAAAGACAGAUCGCUUGUGGAUAUUGAAAUUAGAUUUAGAUAA
Molecule: messenger RNA, 771 nt
Organism: Naegleria gruberi
Lineage: Eukaryota; Heterolobosea; Eutetramitea; Acrasida; Naegleriidae
Exons: 1
Coding region: 1-771 (256 amino acids)
Source: RefSeq, a predicted model, not a curated record